Messenger RNA from Elgaria multicarinata webbii, 945 nucleotides. It is a transcript of the gene GINS3, whose product is annotated as GINS complex subunit 3. Gene Ontology annotation, cellular component: GINS complex. The transcript is spliced from 3 exons. Gene Ontology annotation, biological process: mitotic DNA replication initiation. The record is from RefSeq and is a predicted model, not a curated record. The coding region runs from base 33 to 680 and encodes 215 amino acids. NCBI's taxonomy places the organism in Eukaryota, Metazoa, Chordata, Lepidosauria, Squamata, Anguidae.
CCGGCGGCGCCGCGCUUCUCUCUGGCGGCGCCAUGGCCGAGGCCUACGCGCCGGUGGAGGCCGGGCUCGGGCCCGAGGAGAGCUUCCUUUCGCUCGCCGACAUCCUCAUGUCCCAGGAGAGGCUGCCAUGCCGGGCCGAGACCGCCCUGCCUCGCCUGGGCGCCGUGCUGGGCAAAGCUGCCGCUGCCCCCUCGCCCGACGACGCGCUCCCUGAGGGAUCAAAACUGGAAAUUCCCCUCUGGUUGGCCAAAGGCUUGUGUGACAACAAACGGAGGAUUCUUUCUGUGGAGCUGCCGAAGAUUUACAAAGAGAGCUGGAGGACGGUGUUCAAUGCUGAUGCCAAUGUGGUGGACCUGCAUAAAUUGGGGCCCUACUACUAUGGAUUUGGCUCCCAGCUGCUGAAUUUUGACAGUCCUGAAAAUACUGAAGUAGCUCAAACUAUAUUGCAGACAUUUAUUGGUCGUUUCCGUCGCAUCAUGGACUCCUCCCAGAAUGCCUUCAAUGAGGACACAUCUGCGUUGGUGGCCCGGCUGGAUGAGUUGGAGCGAACCUUAUUUCAAGCUGGCCAGAAAGGACUCAAUGACUUCCAGUGCUGGGAAAUGGGUCAAGCCUCCCAGAUCACAGUAUCCAGUCUGAUCCAGAAUUAUAAGAAGAGAAAAUUUACUGACUUAGACAGUUGAGAGUGUGAAAGGCACAGGAGAUCUUGAUGGGGGCAUUUCCUGGGGUUUAAAGACAAACAGGGAACUAAAAUUCUUCCUGGUGGCAUCUUGAGAUUGCACCAGAAUGUAUUCCUGAGAAAUGUUGGCUGACAUCUCUCUUUGCCUGAAGAUCUGCUAAGGGUGUUCAUUAUUUAUAGCAUGUUUAGGGUACAAAGUGCUUUACACCUUUUCAUUCCAAUUAUCGUCCUUGGGGCAUGCCAUGACCAUUAAAAACAAUUCAACCCUG